Molecule: messenger RNA, 2052 nt
Organism: Merops nubicus (carmine bee-eater)
Lineage: Eukaryota; Metazoa; Chordata; Aves; Coraciiformes; Meropidae
Gene: DDX27
Product: DEAD (Asp-Glu-Ala-Asp) box polypeptide 27
Exons: 19
Molecular function (GO): nucleic acid binding; ATP binding; RNA helicase activity
Source: RefSeq, a predicted model, not a curated record
AGAGCAGCUACGACGCUGGAUGAGAAGAUUGAGAAAGUGAGACAGAAAAGGAAGUUCCAGGAAAAAGAAGCUAAACUAGCAAAAGUGAGAGAUGAAGAUGCAAAGACUGAGGAUAAUCAAACCAAAAAGAGGGAGUGUGAGGAUUUCUGUAGGGAUGAAAAAGAGGACGAUGUGGAGUCUCAGUAUUCUUUGGAUGAUGAAACAGUCUUCACCAAAGCAGAUACGGUCAAAGUGAAGGAACAGAGGAGAUCAAAGAAGAAAGAAAUGGAAGCAGAAAGCUUCUUUGAAGAUGCGUCUCAAUACGAUGAGAAUCUGUCAUUCCAGGACAUGAAUCUGUCACGACCUUUGCUAAAGGCAAUCACAGCUCUUGGCUUCAAGCAACCAACCCCAAUACAGAAGGCCUGUAUCCCGGUGGGUCUUCUGGGGAAGGAUAUUUGUGCCUGUGCUGCCACUGGGACAGGUAAAACAGCUGCCUUCAUCUUGCCUGUCCUUGAGCGCCUGAUUUACAAACCUCGUCAGGCUCCGAUAACACGGGUCUUGGUUCUCGUGCCCACACGAGAACUGGGGAUUCAGGUGCACUCUGUCACCAAGCAGCUGGCGCAGUUCAGCAGUGUCACAACUUGCCUUGCUGUAGGUGGCCUAGAUGUGAAGACUCAGGAAGCAGCUCUGCGCUCUGGGCCAGACAUCCUUAUUGCCACUCCUGGGCGUCUGAUUGAUCAUCUCCACAACUGCCCUUCUUUCCACCUGAGCAGCGUUGAGGUGCUGAUUUUGGACGAAGCAGACAGGAUGCUGGAUGAAUACUUUGAGGAACAGAUGAAGGAAAUAAUCAAGUUGUGCUCCAGCCACCGUCAGACAAUGCUUUUCUCUGCUACAAUGACAGAGGAGGUGAAAGAUUUGGCUUCUGUUUCCCUAAAAAGUCCCGUGCGAAUUUUUGUGAACAGCAACACGGAUGUUGCGCCUUUCCUGCGGCAGGAAUUCAUCCGGAUCAGACCCAACCGCGAAGGGGACCGUGAGGCCAUUGUGUCAGCUCUGCUGACACGAACCUUCCCAGAUCAUGUGAUGCUUUUCACCCAAACCAAGAAGCAGGCUCACCGUAUGCACAUCCUACUUGGACUGAUGGGUCUGCGGGUUGGGGAACUUCAUGGGAACCUCUCUCAGGCACAGCGGUUGGAAGCACUCAGGUGCUUCAAGGAUGAGCAGAUUGAUAUUCUGGUAGCUACAGAUGUGGCUGCACGUGGACUUGAUAUUGAAGGUGUUAAAACAGUAAUCAAUUUUACUAUGCCAAACACCACCAAACAUUAUGUUCAUCGAGUGGGUCGGACAGCAAGAGCGGGCAGGGCUGGCCGCUCGGUUUCACUUGUGGGUGAGGAAGAGCGCAAGAUGCUAAAGGAAAUUGUGAAGACUGCAAAAACACCAGUGAAAGCCAGAAUUCUUCCCCAAGAUGUCAUACUAAAAUUUCGAGAGAAGAUUGAGAAUCUAGAGAAAGAUGUGUAUGCAGUCCUGUGCUUGGAGCGUGAGGAACGUGAGAUGCAGCAGUCGGAGGCCCAGAUCAAUAGGGCAAAGAAGCAGCUGGAGACAGGAAAACAAGAGACUGGGGGUGAGGGUUUGGAGCGGAGCUGGUUUCAGACCCGUGAGGAGAGGAAGAAAGAGAAACUGGCUAAAGCUCUGCAGGAGUUUGACCUAGCAUUACGAGGCAAGAAGAAGAGGAAGAAGUUUAUGCAGGACAGGCAGAAAAAAGUACAAAUGACACCAGAGGAGAGGUCACAGUUUGAAAUACUGAAAUCUCAAAUGUACGCCGAGCGGCUGGCGAAAAGGAAUCGUCGGGCAAAGCGAGCAAGAGUCUUGCCAGAAGAGGAACCAGCAGUAGUACCAACAGGCCCCAAGCGGAAGAAAAACGUGUCUGUGUUUGAUGAAGAGCUUACCAACACGAGCAGGAGGGCCCUGAAGCAGUACCGUGCUGGCCCAUCAUUUGAAGAUCGGAAGCGCAUGGGUAUGGCUCAGCGUAGGAAGGGAGGAAAUUUCAAAUCCAAGUCCAGAUACAAGAGGAAGUAA